GGCGGGACAGCGAUCGGCUGCGCCGUCGGGCUGGGGCGCGGCCGGCCAUGGAGCUGUGGCCGUGGCUGACGGCGGCGCUGCUGCUGCUGCUGCUGCUCGUGCAGCUGAGCCGCGUGGCCCGGUUCUACGUCAAGAUCAGCCUCUACUGCGCGCUCUGCCUGUCCGCCUCCGCCGUGGCCUCGGUCAUCUGCCUGCUGCGCCACGGGGGCCGCACCGUGGAGAACAUGAGCAUCAUCAGCUGGUUCGUUCGGACUUUCAAGUAUGUGUACGGCCUUCGCGUUGAGGUCAGGGGCCGGCAGAAGCUGCAGGUGGAGGGCCCCUGCGUCAUCAUCUCCAAUCACCAGAGUAUUCUGGAUAUGAUGGGCCUCAUGGAGGUCCUCCCCAAGCGCUGUGUGCAGAUUGCCAAGCGGGAGCUGGUGUUCCUGGGGCCCAUAGGCCUCAUCAUGUACCUCGGGGGUGUCCUCUUCAUCAACAGGCAGCGUUCCAGCACCGCCAUGUCCCUGAUGGCCAACCUGGGCCGGCACAUGGUCAGGGACAAUCUCAAGGUGUGGGUCUAUCCUGAGGGCACACGUAAUGACAACGGGGACCUGCUGCCCUUUAAGAAAGGUGCCUUUUACCUGGCGAUCCAGGCCCAGGUGCCCAUCAUCCCCGUGGUGUACUCCUCUUUCUCCUCCUUCUAUAACCUCAAGACCAAACUUUUCACCUCAGGAACGAUCAAGGUUGAGGUGCUGGACGCCAUCUCCACCAGUGGUCUCACUGAGGCUGACGUCCCCAAGCUUGUGGAAACCUGCUACCAGUCCAUGAGGAAUACCUUCUCCCAGAUAUCCCGGAUGCCCCAGGAGAACGGGGCCACCGAGGUGCCUGAUGGCCAGCCAGCCCAGUAGCCCAGGCCACACAAAGCAGGGUCAAGGCGGGUGGACAGACAGAGGCAGAGACCAGAGAAUGGACAGAAGGACCCCCUCCUGGGCCGCCAAAUAUCAUUGUGUCCGGCUGCCUAGCUCCUGAGGCUCCCGUUCAGGCCCUGGAAGCAGGGAGCCUCCAACACUGGCCUCCAUGCCCUGGGGACAAGGACUUUCUGUUUUCAUGCCUGUGACUCUACAGGCCUUGGGGAAGCCCAGGUCUAGGCAAGACUGGCCAGAGCUGAGGCCCA
Molecule: messenger RNA, 1150 nt
Organism: Castor canadensis (American beaver)
Lineage: Eukaryota; Metazoa; Chordata; Mammalia; Rodentia; Castoridae
Gene: Agpat2
Product: 1-acylglycerol-3-phosphate O-acyltransferase 2
Biological process (GO): phosphatidic acid biosynthetic process
Cellular component (GO): membrane; endoplasmic reticulum
Molecular function (GO): 1-acylglycerol-3-phosphate O-acyltransferase activity
Source: RefSeq, a predicted model, not a curated record